UCCCGUCCGCGGUCCUCACAAUCACGCCGCCAAAGUGCAACAUUUGCGCAUCCUUCCGCUGUAAUGUGACUGGCCCGUGUCCUCCGAGCUGAAAUAGCAGACUGCGAUAUUUCCAACAACUCCCUGGGAGCUGCGGAGCGUGCAGGAGGAGGCGGCUCGGUCGCUGCUGUAGAGCCGACGGCACAGCUGCGCUGACGGGCAGCGGCUCUGCGUCCAUCCCGCUGGAGGGGCGACCACGGCCCAAGAGGGGCAAAUGAACGAGCUGGUGAAGUGUCUGCCCUCCCCAACUCUCCCCGGGCUGCACUUCACGUGUCUGGACGCCCAUAAAGGCUGGCUCUUUAAAUGGACCAACUACCUGAAGGGCUACCAGCGGCGGUGGUUCGUCCUCAGCAACGGCCUGCUGUCCUACUACAGGACUCAGGCUGAGAUGGCACACACCUGCCGGGGCACUAUUCCCUUGGCUACAGCACACAUUGAGGUGGGGGAAACCUGCCACUUAGUCUUGACCAGCGGGGGCCGGAGCUACCACCUGAAGGCCACGUCUGAGGGAGAGUGCCAGAGAUGGGUGGCCGCUUUGCAGCAGGCCAAGGCCAAUGCCACCCUCCUUAUGCAUCACUCAGAUGACUCAGGGGAUGAAGUCUCUGUACCUCAGGAGGACCGUGUGCUGAACCAGGGGGUGCUCAAGACUCUGGCCAGCAAGCUGGAUGAUCUGAGCACGUGUAAUGAGCUUAUAGGAAAGCAUGGGGCCGCCCUCCAGCGCUCCCUGAGCGAGCUGGAAGAUCUGCGUGGAUCCACUGACAACACAGACAAAGUGAAAGCUGUUAAUGAGCGAGCCACCCUCUUCCGCAUCACCUCCAAUGCUAUGAUCAAUGCUUGUCGUGAAUUUUUGGAUGUGGCAGAAUCUCACAGCCAAAGGUGGCAGAAGGCUCUGCACUAUGAGAGAGAACAGCGUCACCAUCUGGAGGAGACCAUCGAACAGUUAGCCAAACAGCACAACAGUCUGGAGAGAGCCUGGAGGGAGAAUCCCACCUCAUAUACAGGUGUGGAGCGGUCUCAGGAGGGAGAUGUGAGUGAUGAGAAUGAAGAGGCAGAGUUCUUCGAUGCCAUGGAGGAUUCCCAAGCAUUCAUAACUGUAACUGCAACCAGCAAUAUACAGCACAAGCGUUCUGGGAGUAAUCAAAGUAUGAUGAGUGGAGGACUGCCUGGUGACUGGACUGAGAAUGAGACUUCUGGCACAAAUCAUGUGCAGCUACGAAGAACAAGACGCAGCCGUAUUCCUGACAAACCAAAUUACUCCCUUAACUUGUGGAGCAUCAUGAAGAACUGCAUUGGCAAAGACCUCUCCAAGAUACCCAUGCCUGUAAAUUUCAACGAGCCAUUGUCGAUGCUGCAGCGUCUGACAGAGGAUCUGGAAUACAGCGAGCUGCUCGACCGGGCAGCUCGCUGUGAAUCAUCCAUUGAGCAGAUGUGCCUGGUGGCAGCCUUCUCUGUCUCCUCCUACUCCACAACAGUCCAUCGGACAGCCAAGCCCUUCAACCCUCUGCUGGGGGAAACAUACGAACUUGACCGACUAGAGGAGUAUGGCUAUCGCUCCAUCUGUGAGCAGGUCAGUCAUCACCCGCCAGCUGCUGCCCACCAUGUGACAUCACAGCGUGGAUGGACUCUGUGGCAGCACAUUACCAUCGAUAGCAAGUUUCGUGGGAAAUAUAUUUCUGUCAUGCCUUUAGGUAACAUUCACCUGCAGUUCCACUCAAAUGGAAAUCGCUACGUGUGGAGCAAAGUGACAUCAACGGUGCACAACAUUAUCGUAGGGAAGCUUUGGAUUGAUCAGUCUGGGGACAUUGAUAUUGUGAACACCACCACAAAGGACACCUGCCGUCUCAAAUUCUCCCCAUACAGCUACUUCUCCAGAGACGUCCCACGCAAAGUUACAGGAGUAGUAGAGGACAGAGAGGCCACAGCUCAUUAUAUCCUGUCAGGAACCUGGGAUGAAAAAAUGGAAAGUGCUAAAAUAGUGGAAAGCAGCCAAGGAUGUGGAGGCUCUGAGGGCAAACAAAAGAUGGUUUAUCAGACUCUUCAACCCAAAUUGUUGUGGAAGAAAUAUCCUCUCCCAGAUAAUGCAGAGAACAUGCACUUUUUCUCCUGCCUGGCCCUGAGCUUGAAUGAGUCAGAAGAGGGCGUUGCUCCCACUGAUAGUCGCCUGCGGCCAGACCAGAGACUAAUGGAAGCAGGUCUGUGGGAUGAAGCAAACAUCCAGAAGCAACGAAUAGAGGACCAUCAAAGAGUGGAAAGGAAAAGAAGAGACGCACAAGCUAAUCAGGCCCUGGAGGAAGGUCAAGACAUUGAGGGUUACCAGCCACUGUGGUUUGAAAAGAGAACGGAUGAUAGUACAGGAGAAAGCACCUACAUCUACAGAGGAGGCUACUGGGAGGCCAAAGACAGACAAGAUUGGAACCAGUGUCCUGAGAUCUACUAGGACAAGAUUUCCCUCACAGUGUGGGUUUGGCGUGGCUUCUUCUUAUAAGGAUACUCUGUUAGAUGUUUAUGCUAGUGGGUUAGUGAGUGAAACAGCAAAGUUCUCCCUGAUUUCCAAGCACAAAACUCCUGCUUCUACUUUCUGCACUGUCAUAGCUGUGUUUCCUGAAUGCAUGGCUUCAGUUCCUGUGUUAGCGUCAAUGAAGUAAGGAACUAAUCUUUGUGAACAUUUUAUGUUCUGCUUUCGUGCGUGUGUGCGUGCGCGUGUGUGUGUGUGUGUGAUUGACAUGUGGUUUUUAGAAAGCUCUGCAUUAUAUCACACCUGGUUGAGUGUGUAAGUAAUAACUUGGGGGCAUGAAGUGCUCUGGGAGCGUGGGAAAACUACCAAAUGUCUUGUUCUGAAAGCUGGAACAACUUGUUCAUUGCUGAGCUUUCACAGAGACACUAGGCUUUGAAAGGAAAGGAGAAAUCCUUCUUAUGUGCUUUAAAGGUAUCCCAGCAGAACUUUAUUCACUGAUCCCCUAGAUUUGUGGAUGUUUUUACCAUCCUAUAUUUAAAAAAUACACAAAUUGUACUCUGAACAACUUACACUCAUUUGCUGACUGGCCUGUAAAGAACAGCUACAAGGACAAGGAAACUCAAGUUGAUGUCAAUGGCUGUGGAUGGAAAACUGACUAAGAACACGUUUUUUCAGGUAAUGCCUGCUUCUCCCAUGAUUACAAUUAUGUUUCUAUUUCUGUUAAAUGUAGAUUUUGCUAAUUUAACAUUGUCAGUUCACUUUUAAAUGGAAACACUAAACACCCUGAGAGAGCACUUUUAUGUUUCUACUGACCAUAGAGCAACCUUGUUAAGCCUGUGAAAAUGGCUAGAGGAAGAUCCUUUUUGUAGCCUUAGUUUUUAUGGUAAAAAAACAAACUGUGUUGCAAAUUCGAGGUUCUUUAAAGUUUACCAGGCUUGGGGGUUCUAAGUGAAGAUACUGCUGAGUUUAAUUACGUUAAAUUAUGGAUGAGCAUCCUUCAUUUUAGGAGGUGAUCAAUAUAAGUGACUUAAAGUCGGGAUAAUGCUGCUUGUGCAUAUACCUGUUUGGGAAUUUCUUUUCUUGUUCAUCCUUUAUGUGCAUUUCAGAAUUCUCCCAUAUUGCAAUAGAUAGUACAGGUCUUUAUUUUCCACACACAAUAUUUCAAAAUUACAAAGCCAAACAGAAUUUUAUAGUUUAAUGGAAGCAACAAGCAACUCUACGUAGCAAUAAACUUCUGACCACACGGGGGCAGCAUAUCUAGAUAAGGUGGAUGUGUCAGCCCCCUAGUGUAAGACAUAAAUGCACGCUGGACUGUCCCAACUCAUUAGUACAGUAUUGUUAAUGUUUACAUGGUCAACACAAUAGAUCUAUGUGCCCCUAUGUGUUCAUAAAUUAUAUUGCAACAUGAAAUGUCUUUAAUUAACUAAACACUCCUCUUUUUUUAUGUUUUACAUCUUCAUGAGAAGAUGUGAAAAAUGUUUUAUUCGCAUCCCACAUUUAACCAUAAGCAACUUUAUCAGCAGCAGUGUAUAUAUGGCUAUAAUUGCUCAAAAGCGCAAGUCUCCAUUAUUCUUAAGUGGAAAAUGUUUAGAAACCCCUCAAAGGUUUCCUUGAUGCGCUGCCCAGAAAAACGAUGUCCCAGGUCAAAUAGAUAACCGACAAGCCAAUGGUGGCACCAAACAAUAUCCAGAGUUUUUUGUGGAAAAGGGAGAACCAUCAUCACUCCAGGAUUUGAUCUUUACGCACACAAGCCUUUCUUACCCUAAAUGCUCAUAAGAGUUUGUUACCAAACUCUUAAAUGAUUCUCAGACACCACAAAGCAAAAGUAUCUGACCUGAUGAAAUGAAGAUUAAAGUAUAUGGCCACAAUUUCCCUGUGUGGAAGAAACUGAGUAAUGGGUUUUAUCUCAUUAAUACAAUCUCUACAGUUAAACGUGAUGUUGGAAGCAUCAUUAUGUGAAUCUUCACAGUUUUCCUCAGCAACAGAUAAUAUUGUUGCUUAAUGGCAAUUUUAGCCUUAAUUAUGUAACACAUUGAUAAGUUCCUUGUAAGUAUUAUAAAUAUAUAUAUAUAAAAAACAUUUUGCACAAACAAUAGCAAUCUUUUUUUUCAAACAUACAUGUAUACUUUGGGGUGUUUUUUUGUGAUAAAACUUACUCUAAAUACUGAUUAGUGUUUAUCAUAUUGGUAAGUAGCAACAAACGAGUUUCCCCGACACAAGUAAAGCCAUCUCCGUCAAGGUUAUAUAUGCGUAAAAACUGUGUCGCUUCAUUUAUGCGCUAUUUGUCAGCAAUAACACCAUAUGAACAGCUGUUUAAGAAAAAAAGACUGUGAGGUCAGAGAGGUGUUUUUAUACAGCUAAAUAUUAAGUUAUUGUAAAAGAACUCCCUUACAUGAGGACUUCAGUCAUAAGCUAGAAAACGCAGAGUAAGGGUUACAUACAUUUGCGAAGGUUUUUGUGCGAGCAUGUGCUGGCGUAUAUUAGGGGUAAAUAUACUCUUAUGAACAAUAAUUACCUGUUUAUUUAUAUCUUCCUGUAUAUUAUACCAGGGCAUGGUGCACAUGUUUGACUGCCUGUAUAUAGCAACAAUAUACUAGAAAUAGAAUUACAUUGGUUAUAAUUACUGUAUGAAAGUUUCAUUUGCUAUUACUUGAACAUUCUACACACUGUUUAAUCUUUUGUUGUGUACAAAUAAUCAAAAAUUAAGUCAAGACUAUAAACAAUUUAUGAGAUGCUGGGGAAACUAAAAUAUGAAUAUAAGAUUAUGAGGUGUGGUACAUUAUAUUUAUUAUGGAAAUAAGAUGCUAUUCAAAUAAAGCACAAGGACAUGUUUACUUGACGAUGAUGAAAAUGUUUCCAUAUCAACAUAUAGCUAUGCAUGAUUUUAGAGUGCUUAUUUACUUCUGCAGUGAUGACACACACAGCUAAUAGUUUAUGAUCACUGAUACAUAAUGUGAAUUCACCUUUUGUGCCCAGUUACCUCAAAAUGUUACCUUUUGAGUUCAAAUAAAUAAUA
Messenger RNA from Cololabis saira (Pacific saury), 5510 nucleotides. It is a transcript of the gene osbp2a, whose product is annotated as oxysterol binding protein 2a. Lineage: Eukaryota; Metazoa; Chordata; Actinopteri; Beloniformes; Belonidae. The record is from RefSeq and is a predicted model, not a curated record. Gene Ontology annotation, cellular component: membrane; intracellular membrane-bounded organelle; cytosol. The transcript has 14 exons. Gene Ontology annotation, molecular function: cholesterol binding. Bases 254 to 2476 code for a protein of 740 amino acids.